AUGUCGUCUCAGAAUCGAGGUGCCCAGGGCACCAAUAAGCCGAAAGCCGUACUUGUAAACACUCUUUUCUCUGGACGUAAUCUCGCCCCCGGGCAACGGGGCACUGGUGAGUCAGAUUGUUCAAUGAUUUCCAAAAAUGAAGUUCUUUGUCAGACCCUAGCCGAAAUGGCAUGCAAAGUGUUGGAAAAGCAGCAAAUGUGGUCCGCCGAAUGCCCCCGCCUGCAUCUUUGCCAUCUCUGAGAGCCGAGAAUAAUGGACAAGAUCCGACUACACCUGUGGUUCCUCAGGGUGAGAUUUUGAGGGAUUAUGCGACUUGAUGGGAUUCUUCGACACUUGUAUUUUUUAUUUUUAUAAAAUCUGACGCAAGCGGGGUUGAGUUAUCGUGAUUUUCGAUAUUUCAUCACCCAAUGCCUUUUUUCCAAAUCCAAAUUUAGCCGCUCACCUUUCUGUUUACCGCUUUCGGUCCAUUUCAUAAUCGAAAAAGUUCAGUAGCUGAGCCAGACCGGAAGUUUUCGGUCAUCAUUUGUUGUGUGGUCAUUUCCGAGCGCCGAGCGAGCCAACUGAAAACUACUAGUAAGGCAGUGCACUUGACACUACUAUACGAAUACAAAGGAGAAAAGAUUGGGGGAACCGAGAAGAGGGGUCUAUCUGUCGCUGAAAGUGCCACCAAUUCGAAGAAGUGAAGCUAAUUAGAAUGAAUUGUGUGUGAGAGAGUGAGAAAGAGGAGUAUGCAUUCACAUUGGCACAAUGGGAAAUUGAGAAGGCAAAAAAAGGGGAGAUGAUGCGGUAGACUCAGUCUAUUUUCCACUUUUCUUUCGAUUUCAUUCACCAAAAAUCACGCAAACUUUUUUGGAAAACAUUCAAAGCACGCGCUUCUCACCAGACUUGUCGAAAAUCAGCCCGGUUCUGAUUUAGCACGAGCCCGUUUCUCACUCUUUUAUUGAUUCUUUUCUGAUCUUGUGACUGGAAAACUCACGAGAAUCCUGCGUUGGGUGGGGUAGUCGAGAUAGCGAGCAAAUUAGUGCGCGAAUGAAGAGGAGAAUGGGUAUCGCACGUGCAGGUCGAAUAUUCUUUCCCGUUGUCAUAGUAUCGAGAAUACCCCAAACAUCUCCCCUUUCGACGACCCCCCCCCCCCUCUCCCCUCUUCCCGGCUUCUCACACUCUAAUAACCCAUUAUCUCUAUUUGUUUUGCAGGAGGUACUGGAUGGAGUAAAUCCGAUAACCCGAACGCGACAGGAGACCGACCACAGACGCCGCCGCAACCUGCUGCACAACCCGCACCACCACCGCCGCCAACCAACGAUCUACGACCUUCGUGGCUCGUCGCCGCCAACGCCGAGCAACAAGCGAACAACAGCCAGGCUAGAGAGUUUCCCUCACUGGCGCCACGAACCAACGACACUGACAAAGCUAUUAGUGCGUUUAUUUACAUUUUUUUUUCAAGAGCCCAUCUUACUGCUUCAUUUCAGACAAGUUUGACAAUUCAACAGCUGACGAGAACGCCGACGAAAUGCAGGACGAAGAGUUCGAGGGCGGAGUGCCAACCCGAUUCCUCGGAAGUCAAUCUUCCCCGGACGCUUUCAACGCAAAAUCCGUUACCAUCAAACCUAGUCCCAACUCUAAGUACAAUAAAAUUAGUAAGUUGGCUCACAGUCAAAAUAGCGUCCGACCGUGUUCAGCGGGAAGUCAAGACGUUCGGUGCCGACAUCCUGAAUUGGUUCACAUCAAACAGUAUUUUGAGCCCAAGCAAAUUAUUAAGUGUACGGCAGAGAAAUGUUGUGAUGGUGGCUUAGAAUAGUGGAAAAAUAUACUUUCUGUGAUUGUAUGCCUCCGAAUGCCUUUCUUUCUCUCAAUAAUUUUUCCCAAAACGAGCUGUCUCUCUCACACUUGUCCUCUCAGUUAUUGUGUUUCUUGGUUUCGGGCUACGUCUUCAUCUAUUUCCAGCGCAUAGGCCCCAAGAUUUUGUUCAUUACACCCUCCGCAAACUGCUCUUUUCAGGCGACGACGAGGGAUUCGACUCGCUGGACCGAGAUCGAAACGAUUCGCCGGAGGAAGAGGGAAACUGGUCGUCGAACGGCUCGCAAAUCCCGACUGAUAGCUUUGGGCCGAUUAAGGAUACGGAGAACGACAACAAUUUUCGACCCUACCUGAAGAGUGACGAACGACAUUUUCGGGUGAGCAGACGGGAAAUGGGACGGAGACAGGAAAUUGGAAAGAGGGACGGAGAGAUGAAUGGGGGAGAAUGGAAGAGGAUUGAAUAAAUGAGAUGCAUUUUUUCUUCAGACAAGCGAAAUUCGGAUUCUAAAGCGAGCCACCGACCAGUUGCUACUUCAGGAUAUAAGCGACGACGAAGACGGUGAGCCCCUCCUCAGCAUCUAUUUUUCUGAUUCGUUGUAUCUGAAUCGUGUCCUCCUUCGAGAGAUUGUUUUUUUACAGCGUAGCAAAAGCAAUAACCAUUGAGAAAACUGUUUGGAUAAGAGAAGAGACCAUUUCGUCGGCCCGCUCCCCUCUCCCUUCUUCUCUUUUCCCUCUUUCUCUUCACGAACUUUUGCGGAACCGCGGAAAAGAUUAGACGUUUGGUCAAUGGAGAAAAUUAAAAAAUAUUAUAAGCACUAAACCAUAAUUGUUGAUAAGAUAUCAAUUGACCCGCUCGGUGCCCUUCGCCACCAUUCGUUUUAUUAUCGUGUCACUUGAUUGUGCCGCGUAUCGAUCGAUUGCCACCCUAUCAUUCCCCUUUUUCUCUUCAGAGGUUCAAAUGACGCGUCUCGACAAACCGUCUGUGUGCAUCGUGAAGCGAGGAGGGGAAAUCAAGUCGACCGACACUCCCGAAUCGGAAUCUAGCGACCACGGGCUGGAAGCGAAUCCACCAUCGCCCCCGCCGUCGACAGCCAAGACCGUCGAGAAAAGGGAUCGGAAGGGCCGGAAAGAUGGCAAAGGUUACAAAAAAGAAGUAAAGGAAAAGAGGACGGAGGUGCCAGCAGCCACAAGUGUACCGGCUCCGAUGCCCACCGCUGCAUCAGUUGAUGCUCCACCACCAGUUGAGAAGGUAAAUCUUUCCGGAAAUCAGCAAAAACUAAACUUCCGCGUUUUCAGCCAACACCAAUAGAAGAAGUGCUGCCAGCACCCCCUCCACAGGAAAAUAUCUGGGCUAAGCGACAGGAAGAACGAGAGUCCUUGGAGCGGGAGAAGGUAUUAAUUGAGUUAUUCGCAUUUACGCAUUUUCAAAUUACAGGAGAAAAAUGUGAUUCCACGAGUGAUGCAACAAGCCAUUGAACAGCACUUCCCCAAGGUUCACGACUCGGCGUCUAUGAAAGUGAACAAAGAGUCGACACGGAAGUCAAGUGACACCGAGUUCGCUCGUGCUGCUAUUCGAGCCCGGAAGCAGGCCACAUCGAAUGAUGUUCGGAAGAUGAUAAGCACCGAGAACAGUGCUCGAAUCAAGUCGAAUCGAUCGGCCGCUAACCAGGAAGCUAAUGGUGAGUUGGAAGUUGUAAGGGCGAGUGGGCAUUUCAAUUUUAUAGGAAGCGAACCGCGACCAGCUGAUUGGGCAACCAAGUCAAACGGCGGUCCGAAUGGCUAUAGCAACGGAAUGAAUGGAUCGAACGGCCAGAACGGAGUGCUUAAGAAUCAUCAGACUAACGGGAAAUUUGCGGAGAUCAACAAUCGAGAACGCAAAGAUUCACACCGAAGCAACGUAAGUCAUUCUUUUUUCUUUUUCUUGUCCAUUUCCGUUUCUUUUGUAUCUUGGUCACCUACUGUAGUGAAAACAUGAUUCAGUCUACCCCGUAUACUGUUAACAUGUUUUUCCAGGAGUCCGGACCUCCUCGGAAGGGCGGACGUGGCGGUCGAAACCGCUACAAGAAGGUAACAUGUUCGCAUGUCCGUUCCGUUAGUUCGCUCCGGAUUUGGAACAGAAAAUAAAUUUCUAAUUUGCCUUCAUUUAGUUCUAUAAUAAUAGUAAUACUAUUCCGCUUCAUUAAUCUUUAGAGAUCAGUUCUCGCAAAAUUUUACAAUUUCAGUUCAAGCUAAUUAUUUUUCAGAACUCUGAUGAUACACGAAAGCAUGUGAAUGGUCAGACGAAGAAGAAGGAGAACCAACGUGUGGAAGAGAAGUUGAACGAGAAUGGAGAGGUCAAGAAGUUCAACAUUGAGGACAUGUCCAACAUGAACAUUGGCAGUUGGGCUGAUGAAAUGGAGAAUAUGGACGGAUUCGAAGAGGUGAACAAAAAAAAGAAGAACAAGGUGCCUGAAAAAAGCCUAUCGGCAAAGAACCAACCAAAACCCAAUGUGGAACAGGAGAAGCAGCAGGCUGUGAGCAAUAACAACAACAGUAAGAUGAAGCCGAAAGAUUCGAAGCAAGCAACUCGGCUCUUUGUGCCAAAAGCUUUACGAAAAGGUGAGAAAUAUACUCCGAGUUGCAGUUCUCAUAGAUUUUCGUUUCAGAUGAAGACGACCUACCAGCCAAUGGUUUGCUCAGUCCACAAAGCGUGGAAACCAAGGAGAAAAUUGCUGCCGCCAAGACAAACGGCCCCGAGACGUCCACUUCCAAAAAACUGGAUGACGAAUCAAAAGGCGUCUGGGAUGCCCUCACGCCUGCAGUUUCAACAAUACCACGAUCGAAAGAGUCACAAAAGAAGCCCGAAAGCCAGAACGUGGAGUUCCCAAAACCAUCGGGAGUUGCAUUGGAUAUUACCGCCUACGACUUUUCCUUCGAUCCAAAGUUCAAUGUAAGUCACUUGAUGUCGAUGCCAAUAAUAUUAUUCAAUUCAGAAUCCAAUAAUCUCGGACCGUGCAGCAAUCCAGAAAAUGCUAUCCGCUGAGAAUGCGGCUACCGACGCUGACGCGAACAGUCGAAAGAAGAUUCUGAAUGUUCUGAGCGAAUCGAUAGUUGACAUGGGUCCGGUAGCAAUGGCCAAGGUUGCGAGUUUCAAUGAAGCGUUUGGAUGUCGACCAAACAAUAACAUCAGUCUCGCGCCCUUCUCUAAUCACUAUUCUUCUUUCCAACCGCUCUACAACACUGGAAACGGUCAAGAUCAGCAACAACAGCAACAGCAACAGCAAAUGUACCCUUCUGCCGCCGCUUCGCCACCGAUGAACUACCUCAACAUGGUCAACUUCUCCAAUUCUCUGCUGAAACGGUCGCCAGGAUUCAAUACCCCGGAAAACGGACUUCUCGGGAGGAUACCUGCACCACCAGCAGUAUCAGUGGCUGCCGCAGUCGCAGCGCAAAGGAUUUGGAACGGUGGACAUUUUGAUCUAAAUGCCAUUGCUGGAACUCCGCCAGCAAAUUUCACUUCGAAUGGAUCCUAUGGAUUCUUUAACAACGGAUCGGGAAACAAUGAAGUGAGUGUUUUUAUUCGAUUUCAUUAUUAAACGCAAAACAUUUCAGCAUCGAGCUCCGUUCGGCGGAUUACCUAACGGUAUGUCCAACGGUCUCAGCAAUGUAGCAACUCCAUACAACCUUCCGCCAGCGAACCUGGCAGUUGGAAGCCAACGACAAGGGAAUAUGUUCAACGGGAACAUGAGCCGACAACAACCGCCACCGCCAUCGGCACCAUCUCAUUCUCAUCCGAUGAACGGCACCAACGGAUCAUUCCCGCCGCAGCAAGGUUUCGGCCAACCACCGCCGGCCGGAAUGUUGAGGUUUCCGCCGACAAAUGGAACAUCUCAUCAGGAAGGCAACCCGUAUUUCUUCAACAACGGCGGACGGGGACCGAUUGGCCGACCUCCGGGACUCGCGACGAAUGGACCAUCAACUCCGCUGGACAUGAUUUGGUCGAACACCAACAACAAUUACUUUGGCAAUGCGGGACAUUCCAAUGGUAACUGGAACGGUGCAUUGUCAGCGGCUGGUCCGCCAAGACAGAAUGGCUAUAAUCAAAGUGUGAGUUUCUCGUUUUCAACGUGGACAUUUUGUGUAUAUUGGCAGCAAUUUUUCAGCAAAUUCGCGAUAAUCAACAAAUGAACAACCGAAUGCGACGACCAGUUCAAGGCAACCGGCAAAUAUAA
Messenger RNA from Caenorhabditis sp. 36 PRJEB53466, 6008 nucleotides. Lineage: Eukaryota; Metazoa; Nematoda; Chromadorea; Rhabditida; Rhabditidae. The record is from the annotation of a GenBank genome assembly.